Molecule: messenger RNA, 566 nt
Organism: Harmonia axyridis
Lineage: Eukaryota; Metazoa; Arthropoda; Insecta; Coleoptera; Coccinellidae
Gene: Sf3b6
Product: splicing factor 3B subunit 6
Exons: 2
Coding region: 139-504 (121 amino acids)
Cellular component (GO): ribonucleoprotein complex; cytoplasm; nucleus
Molecular function (GO): mRNA binding
Source: RefSeq, a predicted model, not a curated record
AUUGUUAUUCUGUAUUUUUUGACAAGCUUAAAACUUGAAACUGCAUAGAAAUUGUUUAUAAAUUUUGUAUACUUGAACUAAUUUGUGAAAUAUAAUUAAUUAAAUUUAAGGUUACAGUUUUAUACUUAAUAGCUCAAAAUGGCUUUAGCAAUGCAAAGGAAAGCAAACGUACGUUUGCCCCCUGAAAUCAAUAGGAUUCUCUAUAUAAGAAAUUUACCAUACAAAAUCACUGCUGAAGAAAUGUAUGAUAUUUUUGGAAAAUAUGGAGCCAUAAGACAAAUAAGAGUAGGAAAUACACCUGAAACUCGAGGAACUGCUUUUGUAGUUUACGAAGACAUCUUCGAUGCCAAGAACGCUUGCGAUCAUUUAUCAGGAUUCAACGUUUGUAAUCGAUACCUUGUUGUUUUAUACUAUCAAGCUAGUAAAGCUUUCAAGAAGACUGAUAUUGAAAAGAAACAAGAGGAAAUUGACAAAAUGAAAUCAAAAUAUGGAAUUAAUACAUAAGUUUAAUUGAUAUCAUAAUGUACAUAGGCAAAAAAAUUAAUUAAAACGAGUUUUAUACUUUU